Molecule: messenger RNA, 553 nt
Organism: Gadus macrocephalus (Pacific cod)
Lineage: Eukaryota; Metazoa; Chordata; Actinopteri; Gadiformes; Gadidae
Product: protein S100-A6-like
Exons: 3
Coding region: 169-441 (90 amino acids)
Cellular component (GO): nucleus; cytoplasm; perinuclear region of cytoplasm
Molecular function (GO): transition metal ion binding; S100 protein binding; calcium ion binding
Source: RefSeq, a predicted model, not a curated record
GAGAGGAGGAGGGGGCUGUGAGGAGGGGCUGUGAUAAAAGGAGGAUAAAGGGUGUGGCAAUAUAUAGGGCAUCCCAACCGCCUUUUUCCCGUUACUUUCGACUGCGCUUGUCUUUCACCUCCUCAUCCGCUUGCUCUGAACGUGCCCCGGGUCAACUCUGCCACCAUCAUGUCUGUUCUAGAUAGCAUCGGUUUUCUCAUCGCUACCUUCGAAAAGUAUGCUGGGGAAGAUGGGGACAAACGCACCCUGUCCAAGCCGGAGCUUAAAAAACUGAUUCAAACUGAGCUGAAAGGUUUAAUAGCGGCAUCCAAACCAGGUGAGGUAGACAAACUAAUGGAUGACCUGGACCAUAACAAGGACAAGUUGGUGGAUUUCCAGGAGUACAUGACUUUCAUGGCUGCCGUAACAAUGAUUUGCCAUGAGUUCUUUACAAAGCAGUAGGGCAUUACCGCCAUCUUGUGGUCAUAAUGUGUUAUUUGAAUGCAGCUAUUGAUCCAACUAGUCAGAGUAAACUGUACUCUACUGCUAACAUAAUAAAAAAUAUUCAAAAACA